This is a messenger RNA of Scleropages formosus (Asian bonytongue), 1437 nucleotides long. Its product is annotated as G-protein coupled receptor family C group 5 member D-like. Gene Ontology annotation, cellular component: extracellular exosome; intracellular membrane-bounded organelle; signaling receptor complex. The record is from RefSeq and is a predicted model, not a curated record. Bases 1 to 1437 code for a protein of 478 amino acids. Gene Ontology annotation, biological process: G protein-coupled receptor signaling pathway. Lineage: Eukaryota; Metazoa; Chordata; Actinopteri; Osteoglossiformes; Osteoglossidae. The transcript has 3 exons. Gene Ontology annotation, molecular function: protein kinase activator activity; G protein-coupled receptor activity.
AUGGUCUGGACCAGGGUCUCCUUUCCUGUGCUUCUUCGUUCCUCCUUGUCCGUCCUCCUUCUUGAGUACCUCCUGCUGCCUGCCUGGCCCGGUGUUUCCAGUAGCCCUUUGGCCCCCAGCACCAGCUCCGCUCCUCCUGCUCGGAGCACUUUGGAUGCUGUACCGACCAGCGAUGCCACCUCUGGUAAGAGUUCAGCCCUAAGAGCGACCAGCAUCGUGACCAUCCCUGCUCUGCGCUCACUCUACAGUCAGGCUGAACCAAAAAGCAUGAACUCAUUGCUGUCGAACACCACCACGCCCUCUGCUACCACUCGACAGAAUCCAGCUCCGGGCUGCCGACCCGGGUUCGAUCCAACGUACUCCUACCUGUGCGACACUGCAGUUGUUUGGGGAAUCGUUGUGGAAUCUUUGGCAACCUUGGGGUUCCUCAUCACGGCAGGGUUAGUGGUGGGCGUGGCUGGCUGGACAACGUGUGGAUGUCUCUGUGGGGCGACGGCCACUUGCAGAGAUGCCGCUCCUCUACUCCUGUUUCUGCUAGGAACGGGAGGGAUUUUUGGCCUGAGCUUUGCCUUCAUCAUCCGACUCACCCCGCAGACCUGCCCCACCCGGGUGUUCCUCUUCGGGGUGCUCUUCUCGCUGUCCUUCUCUGCUCUGCUGUCCCGCUGCCUGGUCCUGCAGGAGCUCCGGGUGUCCAGGGGCUGGGGGGAAGUGGGGCUUACGCUCGCCCUCUCUGCCAUUCAGGUGAUCAUCGCCACGGAGUGGCUCAUCACGGUGCUGGUUCAAGACCACCGUCCUUGCUUUUACACACAGGGAGAAUUUGUCAUGCUCCUCAUUUACGUCCUGUGUCUCCUUGCAGUGACGCUAAUCAUCUCAAUACGCUGCUUGUACCGCUCCUGCCACACGUACAGCUACAGUUACACUGGUGGGAGCCACAGGCACGCCAAGGUCCAAUACAUACUGCUCUGGGUGACUCUAGUUCUUUCGGCAUCCAUUUGGGUCAUUUGGAUCACUCUGCUGACCUGGGGAGAGCAGGAAAUGGGUCGGCAACCGGUCUGGGAUGACCCAGUUCUGAGCGUUGCUCUCGUGUCCAAUGGCUGGGUCUUCCUGUUGGGACAUGGUGUGGCUCAGGUGGUGUUUCUGUGCCGAUCUGAGACAAGAGGGAAGGACAUCCCAGAAGCUGCUGAUCGACAGAUCAGUCCUCGAAGCAGCAUCCCUGGGCUGGGAUACCCUAAGCUGCAGGGCAACACCUGGGCCCUCCAGAACAAGACUGAGAAAGAAAGAGGAAGACAAAGAGAUCAAGUUCUGGAAUCUCCGUAUGAGUCGGCGUUCACUGUCACAGACAUCGACCCGAACAGAGAUUACUCUAUUCCCCGGCCUCAGACCACACACGGUUAUGAACCCUAUGAUGAAUACUCUAUAUACAGCAUUGCAGAAUGA